AUGGUCAAUAUCAGGUUAACCGAAAUCUUAGAAAUACCUCUGUCAGGGAACCCUCUAGCGGCUUGCCUUAAUAACUUCAGUCUGCCAACAGACAUGAAGAUUAAAUACUGUGUACAAAAUACUACAAAAUUGACCAAAGAGCUCAGUUCCUUAACCAGGAUUUCUGAUGAAGCAAUCACUGUUGUCAUGGAGUUCAGUAUCUCACAGCCAAAGGUACUCAUACAGCAAGGGAAGAGGGACUUUCAGUCAGGGGCAUUGGGAUGCAUAGUGGAGUUUCUCUUCAGAGUCCUCACAACUGCUUUAGCUGGAAGGUGUGAUGUGGAAAUGUUUAUCCCAUUGCUGACGUUUGCUGUCAUCAAGGAGCUCUGCUCGUUGCCACCACAUGAAUUGUAUACCUUGACUGUACUCCUUCUGAAAAACCUGAAUCUUCGCAACAUCAUUUAUAAGAUCAAAAUUCCAUUGGAAGUUUACAGCUUACUUAACACACUGUUGGAUGUCAUAUCCAGUAUUAGCUCCCUCCUAAAUAAAGCUCAACAUGUCUUUGAAAACCUUCCAGCAUUCCUUCAGACAUUCAGAAGUGCAUCACUCCUUCACAUCGCUUCUUUUCAGUCGGCCGUAGGUCCUGCUAAUCACACAUUUAAUUUUGUGGAGAAACUAAAGUUAUAUUCUGAGGCUUGGCUUCAGAUGACAGAAUUUGUUCAGAGUAGUAAAAGCUUCCUUAUGGUCAGCCAGCUACAGGAUGCAAUUCAAAAUGCUUUUAUAAAGAACUUGGUAGAGAACCAGUUGCAUGUGGAUGUGGAAGAGCUAGUCAAGAAACUGAGAGUAUAUGAGACCAUGAUAGAGAAAAUGCUUAACAACUCAGCAACUGAGCACAUUAACCAAAUGGCAUGGCUCAUGAUUAACAUGUCCUCCUGUCUUUUAUUGGAUUGUUUCCAGCCUGUUGACUCUGUGGAGGAAUUGGAGGCAAAGCAACAAAAUAACUUCUUGGCUAGUGUCAUUUUUAAUGCCUCAAGCCCCAAGAGAGGUGGAGCAGAUCCUGACCAUGAACUCCCUAAGCAGCUGUCAUACACCAUUCGAAUGAGUGUCCUGUACAGUAUGAGAACAGACCUCAUCCAGAACCCAGUGUGGAAAUCUCACCCCCAAAACUUGCCAGCUGACGGGUUCAGGUAUAACCACAUCUUCAUUCCCCUGCAAGACAUGAUAGGCAUCAUUUCGGUGCACACUGGAGUGAAUGCUCUGGAUGCAGGAAUACAAGUUCAAGCUAUGCCAUAUCCAUGCCACACCAGCGAUCUAUUCCUGAACAGUAUCAGUUUCUUCUUGCCACUUAUAAUGAUGCUAACGUGGAUGGUGUCCGUGGCUAGCAUGGUCCGAAAGCUUGUUUAUGAGAAAGAAAUUCAUCUUCAGGAGUAUAUGAAGACCAUGGGGGUGCACCCAGGUGUUCAUUUUGUAGCUUGGUUUCUGGAGAACCUUGUUGUACUUUCCAUAAGCAGCUGCUCCCUGAUGGUCAUCUUGCAAGUGAGCAGCAUUUUUGCCCAUAGCAGCGGCUUCCUUGUCUUCCUCUUCUUUCUGGACUUUGGCAUUUCGGUUAGCAUGCUGAGCUACCUGCUCAGUGCAUUUUUCAGCACUUCCAACACUGCUGCUCUCUGUGCUAGCUUGGUGUAUCUGAUUAGUUUUUUGCCCUACACCAUCUUGUUGAUUUUUCAGAAUCAGUUGUACUUCACCCAGCAAACUUUUCUGUGCUUUCUUUCAACAACUGCCUUUGGGCAUGGUGUGAUUUUCCUUACAUUAUUUGAAGGACAAGAAAAAGGAAUUCACUGGAGUAACUUAUAUCAGCCCUUGGCACAAGGAGGAUCUAUGACUUUUGGAUGGGCAUGUUGGAUGAUUCUUUUUGAUUCCAUCCUUUAUUUUAUGUUUGGAUGGUAUUUCAGCAAUAUAAUUCCUGGAAGGUUUGGAUUAAGACAACCAUGGUACUUCCCGUUUUCCUCUUACUGGAAGGAUGUGUGUGUUAUUAGAAGCAAAAAAUGAUCCUACCUCAAUCCUACUAUGUAUUUCUUCAAUGAAAACUUCCAGGGUUCCCUUUCAAAGGAGCAGAAAAGGUACAGCGAGGAAGAAAACCCGGAGGGUGUUUUGUUGAUGUCUCUUGCUAAAGAAUACAGUGAGAAUAACAAGAUUGCUGUUAAAGAUUUCAGUUUGGCUUUCUACAAAGAUCAGAUCACAGCUCUCUUGGGCCCAAAUGGCGCUGGAAAGACAACAGUCAUAUCAAUGCUCACAGGCCUGUACCUGCCUAGCUCUGGUACUAUUAUCAUCAACAGGAGGGACAUGGAGACAUAUCUUGCUGCCAUUAGGACAGAGAUGGGAGUAUGUCCUCAAUAUGACGUGCUGUUCAAUACUUUAACUGUUCAGGAACAUCUGCUUCUUUAUGGGUCUGUGAAGGCUCCUUCCUGGACAAAGAAACCGUUACAUCAGCAAGUCAGUAGAGCCCUGAAGGAUGUGGGAUUAUUCUAGCACCAGUACAAACCUAUUAGAACCCUGUCAGGAGGAAUGAAGAGAAAGCUUUCUAUUGCCAUUUUGUUCAUUGGAAACUCCAAGACUGUGGUCCUGGAUGCGCCCACCAGUGGUGUAGAUCCGUGCUCAUGUCACAAUAUCUGGGAUAUUCUGCUCAAGUACAGGCCAGGUCACACUGUGUUCUUCACGACACAUCAUCUUGAUGAAGCAGAAGCAGAAGCAGUGAGUGACCGCAUUGCCAUCCUGCAGCAUGGGCAGCUGAGAUGCUGUGGUUCUCCGUCUUACCUGAGGGAAACAUACAGCCAAGGACAUAGUCUAACUUUCACAAAAAGGCCCCCUCCAUUUGCCGUUGAAGACCCCAGGGAUAUCCUUUGUAUUACUUCUCUGGUUCAGACCUACAUACCACAAGCAUUCCUGAAAGAGAACAGUGGAAGUGAAUUGACCUAUAUGAUCAUAGUGGAUGCUGAUAAGGCCUCUUUUACAGGUCUUUUCCAGACUUUGGAUGAAAACCUCCAGUGUCUCCAUGUGACUGGCUAUGGUAUUUCUGAUACCACCUUGGAAGAAGUGUUCUUGAAAGUACUGCAGAGCACAGAGAAGACAUCGCAUGUUCCUGUGGUCAUGGACUUGGAGUUCACUCAAGGAAGCAGUGGCUUUCCCAGUGAAGCUCAAAUCGCUCAUGGAGGGAGGCUCGUUCUCACCCAGAUUGCUGCCCUUCUAACGAAGCGCCUUCAUCACACCAGGCGAGACUGGAGAGGGACGUUGUCAAAUGUUCUCCUCCCUGUCAUCUUUGUUGCCAUGGCAAUGGCCUUGUUUACCGUGAAGCCAUUGGCUAUUGAUUAUCCUUCACUUAAGCUGACUCCAGGACUUUAUGACAAUGUUGAAUUCUUUUUUAGCAGCAGCCAAGAUGAUGACCUUCCUCAUAUGCUGUUACAGUAUUUUACAGAUGGGGAAGACUCUUGCUUGCAUUCAAGUCAUGGAAUGAGAACUUUCUGCUGGAAAACCACGUCUAGUUCGGAACAGGAAUCGCUGCCUUGGUGUGGAUGUGCACUAGGCCAAGAGACAUGUCCACCAUUAAAUACUUCUGUUCCUUAUAUGAAGAACAAAAAAGGACAUAUCUUAUAUAAACUUUCAGGCCUCAAUCUUGAAGAGUACUUAAUCAGGCCAUUAAACAAAACAAGAUAUGGAGGCUGGUCUUUUGGAAGAAUACCUACUGAGCUUCAGAAUGUGUCACCCCAUAAUUCUCUGGCCAAGGUAUGGUACAGCCAGAACGGAUUCCAUUCAUUCCCUUCUUAUUUAAACCAGCUAAACAACCUUCUUCUGUGAAAGAAUCUACCUCCAGAUAUCGAUUGGAAACAGUAUGGAAUCACACUCUACAGCUGUCCAUAUGGAGGAGCGCUUCUAGACGAGGAUAAGAUAAUGGAGAAUGUCCGUCAGUGUGGAGUGGCCCUGUGCAUCAUGCUGGGGUUCUCCAUCCUUACUGCCGCCAUUGGAAGCUCAGUGGUUAAAGACAGGGUAUCUGGGGCAAAGCGGCUUCAGCACAUCCCUGAACUUGGCUACAGGACAUACUGGUUUGCUAAUUUUCUUUAUGACAUCCUUUUGUAUCUUGUUUCUGUCGGCCUGUGUAUUGGCAUUAUUAGCAUCUUCCAGCUAUCAGCCUUCACUUUCUGUGAGAACUUGGCAGCUACUGCUCUCCUGCUGAUUCUUUUUGGUUAUGUGACUUUUCCAUGGAUGCAGCUUACGUCACGGGUCUUUUCCAGUUCAGAUGUUGCAUUCAUUUCUUACAUAUGCUUAAAUUUCAUGUCUGGUCUUUGCAUCAUGCUGGUGACCCUUCUCCCUCAUUUGUUAGCUAUGAUUUCUAAAAGAAAGAGUUUUCAGGGAAUUUACAAUAUCCUCAAAUGGGCCUUCAUUUUUACCCCACAGUUUUGCUUAGGCCAGGGUUUAAUAGUACUUGCCUAUAACCAAAUUAAGUUUGACCUGACAAGUAACUUUGGAAGCAAUUCUUAUGUGACUCCGUUUGAGCUGAAUUUCUUAGACUGGAUCUUCACAGAGAUGGCCCUGCAGGGCACAAUUCUCCUCCUGCUGCACGUUCUGUUGCAUUGGGAGCUGCUCCAAAAACCAAGGGACUCCAUCACCAGAACCUCAGUGACCCCUUCAGAAGACACACAUGUAGAGCUGGAACAGAGAAGGCUUUUUGGAAGAAAAACCAGCAAUGAUAUCCUUCUGCUGUACAAUCUUAAGAAGAAUUAUUGGGGUUUCAGCAAGAGGAACUCUGCUGUGAAAGACAUUAGCUUGGGGAUACAGAGAGGAGAGUGCUUUGGUCUCCUGGGAGUGAACGGAGCAGGGAAAAGCACAACAUUCAAGAUGUUGACUGGAGGUGUGACUCCAUCGGCAGGACGUGCUGUUAUAAGGACUCCUCCUGGGUGUGAAAUGGAUAUAUCACCUGCUGGUUCUGAGGGCAUUCUCAUUGGCUACUGUCCACAACAGGAUGCUCUAGAUGACCUUCUGACUGGUUGGGAACAUCUCUGCUAUUACUGCCUUCUACAUGGGAUUCCCCAGCAAUUUAUUCAUAAUGAUGAGCCAAGCUCUGGAAUGGAUCCCUGUUCAAAGCGAUACCUCUGGAAAACUAUCAUGAAGGAAGUCCAAGAUGGUUGUGCUGCUGUUCUGACAGCACACAGUAUGGAAGAGUAUGAAGCCCUGUGCUCACAGCUGGCUAUUAUGGUCAAUGGCAGUUUUAAGUGCCUUACAAUGUGUUGCGUGUCACGCCCAGUGCGCUUUGAGCUACAGACUGUCCAAACAGAACUAAGGUUUGAUUGGCUCAUUGCUCUUGAGAGGUUUGGUGAUGGCUAUUCAGUCAAAGUGUGGAUAAGCAAAGAAGCAGUUUGCCAAAGUGCCAUCAUGGACUGUUUGCAGUUUCAUUUUCCUGGAACACUUUUCAAGGGACAACACCUUAAUCUGUUGGAAUACCGUGUGCCGCAAAGAUGGGGCUGCCUAGCAAAGCUCUUCAAAGUUUUAGAGAGAAACAAAGCCGUUUUCCAAAUUAAACAGUACUCCAUUAGCCAAACUACUUUAGAACAGGUAUGUAUAAACUUUGCAACCCAAAAUGGGGAGGCUCCACACUCAGCAUACAGAUCUUGUUCUAACCAGCACCGCAAUCUGCCAGUGUAG
Varanus komodoensis (Komodo dragon) is the source of this 5670-nucleotide messenger RNA. RefSeq names its product ATP binding cassette subfamily A member 13 (gene ABCA13). The record is from RefSeq and is a predicted model, not a curated record. NCBI's taxonomy places the organism in Eukaryota, Metazoa, Chordata, Lepidosauria, Squamata, Varanidae. Gene Ontology annotation, cellular component: membrane; intracellular membrane-bounded organelle. Gene Ontology annotation, molecular function: ATP binding; ATP hydrolysis activity; lipid carrier activity. Gene Ontology annotation, biological process: transmembrane transport; lipid transport.